UUGCAAAAUAGUGCGAUGCUUUAUGUGCGGGAGAUGAGGUUCACUACAGACGUACGUAUUGCUAGGAGGUAUCUGCAUGGAGUAGCCACUCAGACCAAACUACCGAGUGCGAUGAGAACGUAUCAGAAAAGUCUAUCAAUGUCUAUAGUUGUGGAGGAAAUAGAACGUGAUGUUGAAAGAGAUGCUGAUCUAUGUAUGGUACAGCGACACGGAUACAACUCGUACGACCAAAGAAAUAAACCCAAUACGGAGCGAGAAAAUGUCAAAACGAAGAAAGAUAACGAGAUGCAGAACGACGAGAUGCAGAAUAACAAAAUCAUAACACUAACACGAAAAAAAGAUGAUAUGAGAGCCUAUCAGGCAUGCUGCACCUGUGGCACUUGGUAUCCAUAUGGGGAGUAUCGCCCCGUAUCAGGAGGCGGUGGGGACAUGAAAGGUGGGUGAGGGUGAGGAGCCACCAUAAAUACAGGAAGGGCUUGUUGCAUUUCAGGUGGUCU
Messenger RNA from Serpula lacrymans var. lacrymans S7.9, 497 nucleotides. RefSeq lists its product as uncharacterized. The record is from RefSeq and is a predicted model, not a curated record. Lineage: Eukaryota; Fungi; Basidiomycota; Agaricomycetes; Boletales; Serpulaceae. The transcript has a single exon. Bases 139 to 444 code for a protein of 101 amino acids.